Molecule: messenger RNA, 1425 nt
Organism: Trichophyton benhamiae CBS 112371
Lineage: Eukaryota; Fungi; Ascomycota; Eurotiomycetes; Onygenales; Arthrodermataceae
Exons: 2
Coding region: 1-1425 (474 amino acids)
Source: RefSeq, a predicted model, not a curated record
AUGUCCUCUACUCGCGCAGGGUCCCAAACCCAAGGGCAAAAGCCUCCAUAUACUACUGAAGAGUCCUCUGAUAGCGAAUCUGAGGAAGAGUCGUCAAGUAGUGAAGGAGAGAUGGAGGAAGAAGGAGAAGAAGAAGAAAAUUCCCCAUUGUAUCCUGUGACCUUUUCUGGAAAGUCAUCCAUUGUCUAUGACCUUCAGAUGUUAUCUCAUAGCGCAAGGGCGAAAGCCCGGCAUGGACUAAGCGGAGAGUUCUCUGUCGAUAAGUGCAGGCCACUUUAUGGUGGUGGAUAUGACUUCCAUGUCGUUGAUUAUGGUCGCGUCUAUGUUGGCGAAGGACCGAUGGCUUGCUCAUGUCCAGACUUCCAAGCUAACAACGGAACUUUCUUCUCUCAGUGGCUUGUCGAUCAGCUUCAUCGGCGGGUUCUAACUAGCAGACCCUCUGGAGCUCUCAAACUAUCCCAAAACGGAGAAUGUGAAAAACUGGGCCCCAUGCUAGAACUCAUUGGAAAUCGCAUGGAAAAUAUAUGCCAGAAAGUGGAAUGGCCAUACAUUCCUACCCCAGGCACUCCCCCUGAUACACAAUGCAGCUCGAUGUCUAUGUCACGCCCCGAGAAAGCCAGAGACCUCCUUUCAGCCUUCAGUGCAGACACCAUGCCCGAUGAAUUUCGCCCUGAACUUGUGGAAACGAUUAGGCAGCCUCGUACCCCCGAGCAAUGCGUCGUCCAAGGUGACUUCGAGGCCACGAUGUUUCGUCUUGCUGUGCAUGAUGAAAAUGUCUAUGCCAGUCUUCGCAAGGUAAUGCCUUCUGGAGCCCGUGCUGCCAUAUUCUUUGACAAAGUACAAAGACGGAUCCGCUCGCUACUUGCUGAUUUCAAUCGGUACCGACAAAAAGGAACACCAAGACAAUCAGACCAUAUGGCCCUGGAGGUUGAUGUGGUUGCUGACGAGAUGCGAGAUCAUCUCCGGCUAAUCCAGAAGAAUAUGUUUUCUCGCAGUCCGCAUGGCUUCAAAGGAGCAGCCGAGACACUUCUCUACCUUCUUCGUGCAGUCUGCCAAUUCAACUUUGAUGCCUUCGAGACAAGCACAUGGGAGCGUCCUUCUGAAUCGGAUGAAGCAGCAGAGGACCGAAAUUUAUACUUCCAGCUAAUUUAUAACCCAGUCAAUGGCGAUGAUUUCUUUGUUCUCUCAUGCCUGGAGCAGUUACCAGAGGACAUCCUGCAACAAAUCACCCCUCAACUUGAUAAUAUCUUCAGCGACAUGCAAGUGAACGCGGCACCGGUGCCGUACCUCCGAAAACUCCACAGUAUAAUAGCUGGCGACAUUCCGACAAAAACUGCUGUGGGUGCUGCUCUGAUACCUGGUGCCAGCGGGCAAAAACGGCCAUCGACUGCUGCAUCUGGCAGUGGUCGAAAGAGAACAAAGUGA